AUGACUUGGGGUUCGAUGACAGUAGAGAAAAUAGAUGAAAACGGCAAAGUUGUGGAUGGCGAGGACGUCCGUUAUCGAGACGCGAAAGUCUGGCCUGGUGGCAGCUGUACCUCUCACUGGAAUGGGAUAACGAAGGAGGAUGUCAGCGAGCUAACAGACAAGGGCGCCGAGUACAUUGUGCUUUCACGCGGGCAAUGGGCCUUCCUGCACGUCCCCCCAGCCAUAGUCGAGGAGCUAGAGAAACUUGGCUUAAAGGUGAUCGUGGAAAGAUCUAGCGUUGCGAUGGAGACGUACAACAAACUGAUUGACGAGGGUAGGCGUGUCGCCGGACUCUUUCACACAACCUGCUGA
Molecule: messenger RNA, 351 nt
Organism: Mesocestoides corti
Lineage: Eukaryota; Metazoa; Platyhelminthes; Cestoda; Cyclophyllidea; Mesocestoididae
Source: the annotation of a GenBank genome assembly